Molecule: messenger RNA, 792 nt
Organism: Abrus precatorius (Indian licorice)
Lineage: Eukaryota; Viridiplantae; Streptophyta; Magnoliopsida; Fabales; Fabaceae
Exons: 1
Coding region: 1-792 (263 amino acids)
Source: RefSeq, a predicted model, not a curated record
AUGCAGAAAAGAGCCUCAAAUGUUAAGGCAUUGACAAUGCAAGCCCUAUCCGUUCUUCCUAUGCCUCACUCAUUUUUCAAUCUUGAUGACUUUGCUUCGGUUCCUACAAAACCCAUUUCCAAUUUCAAUGAAGAACACAAAAUUCAUAAUGAUGACAUUGAAAGCAUUGGAGAACAAGAAGAUUUCAGUUUUGCAGGAAUUGAUCCCCAAGGAACACUUAUUUUUGCUGAUGAGAUCUUUGAAAAUGGCCAAAUUCGACCGUUUUUUAAUCAAUCUCUUGAUUAUUCCAACACACAAGGUGAUGUGAGCUUGGCUCUCCGAUCACCAUUGAAGAAAUUGUUGAUUCAACAGUGCAAUAGUUUGUCCCUUGAAUCAAUUGGUACAUCAAAAGAUUUGCACAAAGAAUCAUCACAAAAUAUAAUGAUGGUGGAGGUGGAGGCUUCAAACAAAAAAUGUCAAAAGAGCAACUCCACAGGGUUCUCAAAGAUAUGGAGAUUUCGACAAUACUUGAAACAUCGAAGCAACAGUGAUGGAGAAGAUGUUUUUGUUUCCAUAAAUCCUUCGAUGUCGAUAUCAAAAAGAUCUAAUAAGGAAAAGGUUGAAAAUAUUGCUUCAAAGAAAGAAAAAGGUGAUAAACAUAAAAAGACAGUGUCAGCUCACGAAAAGCUUUAUGUGAUGAAUAGAAACAAAAAGGAAAAUAGUAAGCGGAGAUCAUUCUUACCUUACAGAAAAGAAUUAAUUGGGUUCUUUGCCAACAGGAAUGGAUUCAGCAAGAAUCUUCAUAGUUUUUGA